ACCAAGCAUUAACAUCAGAGCUUUGGCAGAGUCUUAGAGAGAAGGACAGACAGCAGGGAAGAGGGCCAGUGCGGAGCAGGACCAUCCUGGACCAAGGAAGUCAUGGAUUUCCCCCCACAGCUCUCUCCCGGGUUUCAGCUAGUGCUCUGGAUGACCACAAUAGCUGCUUUUUCUAUCCGAUCAGAUGAGAAAACCUCUGCUUUUCUCUAUUCACCCCCUAAGCUAUCUCCAAGCAAGAAUCGAAUGAUUUCUUCUGAUCAGUCUUCCUAUCCAGAAAUCCCAUGUAACUUGGGGUGGAACUGUUCCUGGGUCACGUCUUCCAAUGCUGCGGGAAAGCCGGACUGGUUGCUGUCUUCAGUUGUCUCUCUGAUGUCUCAAGAAGAUCAGCGGACUGUGGAAAACAGCUCAUCCAACAGAGAUCUAGAAGAGGAUAUUCUUCUUCUGAACACUAGCAAACUCACAGGCAGGUGCAAAUUCAGCCUCCGCAGCCCUAUCUUGCCUUGGAGCUCUAGUUCCUGUCUGUUGGAGCUGGCCGUGUAUUCAAAGGGCACCUCUCUCAGAGGACUCUCUGCUGAAAUGAAAUAUGUGGACACAAAUCAAACUAUAGCCAUCCAUCUUCAAAAAGGACAUGAACAAGAUGCAUGGGUGAAAUGGAAAGUACUGAUCGGUUCAAUUGGGCAAAUGGAAAGGCCCUUUGAGAUCACGUUGCUGUAUUCAAACUGUAGAGAAAAAAGAACUGGGCUUUUGGCAAUAGGCUCGUUGCAACUCCGAAACUGUUUUCAUGACAAAGAAGGGCUACACCUUUCCAAGUAUGAUGAGGGCUCCAUUGUCCCUUGCCCACAGGGGGGCUGUGUUAGCCAGCUCCAGGUCUGUGAUUUCAGCACGGAUUGUUCCUCCAAGGGAGAUGAUGAGUAUUUCUGUGCAGACACUUUACCGGAAGGUGCACAUUGUUCUUUUGAGGGGGGUCUCUGUGGCUGGAUGUUGGAUCACAACCUGAACCUUUCCUGGACUCUUGCUGGAAAUUCAAAUUCCCAGGAAGAUCUGCUUAGAGGAUCUGCCUUGCUCACCACUGGAGGUCACUAUCUGUAUCUUCACAUAGAUAGCAAUCACACAGGUGGUGUUGCCAAGACGAUUAGUCCUAAUUUCCCAGCCAGUUUUGCCAGUGGAUCUUACCAGGUGCAGUUCUCAGCAUACAUUUUUGGCAGUUAUAAUGGCACUAUUUCACUCAUUGUCCAAGAACAGACAAACGAAACUAGUGCUACAUCGCUAAUGUGGGAAAGAACAGGGAGCUGGAGUGAUCACUGGUUUCUUAUAACAUUGGAUAUGCCAAGGCUUCAGAACAGCUUCCACCUGCAGCUGGUGGCAACUUGGGGCUGGAAUUCACAAGCUGACAUUGCUGUAGACAAUAUUACAUUUGGCCAAGAUUGCUUCUCUAAUGGAAGAAGAGAAAGCCAUCCUGAUGAAAACCAACAUUACCAAUUGGACAUUGACACACUGGAUGAGCGUCUCUUUAAUCCAUUAGAAGAACCCCUUGCUUUAGGUGAGGCACCAGAUACUCCUUGGUGGUUCUCAUCUUGUGGGGCUAGUGGCCCUCAGGGGCCAACUCAAGCACAAUGCCAUAAUGCCUACCAUAACAGCAAUGUUUCAGUGACUGUUGAGAAAGAGGGGCCACUACGUGGGGUCCAAAUAUGGAAAGUACCAGAAUCAAAGCAGUACAUGAUUUCAGCAUAUGGAGCAGCUGGAGGUAAAGGAGCCAAGAACCACAACAAGCGCUCCCAUGGGGUCUUCAUUUCAGCCAUCUUCAAACUGGAGAAAGAUGAGCUCCUCUACAUCUUGGUGGGGCAACAGGGAGAGGAUGCCUGCCCAGGGGCCAACUCUCAGACAAUGCAGAUCUGUCUGGGCGAAUCAUCAGAAAUUGAAGAAGAAUACAAGAAAGAAAAGGGACUAACUGAAUGGGCCGGAGGAGGGGGCGGGGGCGGAGGAGCCACUUACAUCUUUCGGAAGAAGAAUGGCGCUUUUGAACCUUUGCUCAUUGCGGCAGGAGGUGGAGGGAAGGCUUACAUGAAAUACCAGGAAGGCUCCCUUGACGAUGAGUUCUUGGAACAGUAUGUCAAUAAUACAGCAGUACCUGGAAUCAGUGGGAGAACUGGGGCAGCAGGUGGAGGUGGAGGCUGGGAAGGCGCCAUCCAGGUUCCUUGGGCUGGGAAAUCGCUUCUAGAAGGUGGAGAAGGUGGGGAGGCCUGCCCGCAAGCAUUACAAAAACUUCAGUGGGCCACCUCAGGUGGUUUUGGUGGUGGAGGAGGAGCCUGCACAUCCGGAGGUGGUGGUGGAGGCUACAAAGGUGGCCAUGCCUUUGAAACAGAUGACAUCACAGCCGACGGGCAGGACGGCGUUUCUUUUGUCAAUCCAAUCGGGGAGGUCUUCUUGAGUCCCUUGGCAGUGAUAGAGAGUCAUGGGGAAGUGAUCAUUGAAGUCUAUGUAAACUGCAACCAUUGCCAAUCGGGUCUCUGCAAACGAGCUCCUGACACCCAUUUGCCGAUCUGUAUUUGUCAGGAUGACACUGUCUUGGCCAGUGACAAUAUCUCAUGCAUAGAGCUUCGUGGGCCCAUCUUGGAGGGACGUUUGCCUCUUCCUCUUCUCUUGGCUGUGAUUGCUAUUGUAGUGGUGCUUGGGAUGGCUCUCACGUGUGGCACCCUAUCAUUUGUGUAUCACCGUAAGAAGCAGCAGCUGGAAGGGGCCAGAGCCCGACUGCAAAGCCCAGAAUAUAAUCUGAGCAAAAUCCGGACUUCCACCAUCAUGACAGAUUAUAACCCCAACUACAGCUUUGCAGGGAAGGCAGCUACUCUCAGUGAACUUAAGGAGAUCCCACGGAAGAAUAUCUCCCUGCUUCGGGCACUUGGACAUGGAGCAUUUGGUGAAGUUUACAAAGGAACAGUGGUAGGAAUCACAGCAGAUCAUAGUCCGUUACAAGUGGCUAUCAAGACAUUGCCUGAAAUAUGUUCUGAGCAGGACGAGAUGGAUUUCCUAAUGGAAGCACUGAUAAUCAGCAAGUUCAAUCACCAGAAUAUUGUACAAUGUAUUGGAGUAAGCCUCCAGACCUUGCCUCGCUUCAUUCUUUUGGAGCUUAUGACUGGUGGAGAUAUGAAAAGCUUCCUUCGGCAGAACCGGCCUCGGGUGAAUCAGCCAUCUACUUUGACAAUGCAGGACUUGCUUGACAUAGCAAGGGACAUCGCUUGUGGUUGCAAGUAUCUUGAGGAGAAUCAUUUCAUCCAUAGGGAUAUAGCUGCAAGAAAUUGUCUUCUGACCUGCACGGGGCCUGGACGAGUAGCUAAAAUUGGUGACUUUGGAAUGGCCCGAGAUAUCUAUAGGGCAAGCUACUAUCGCAAAGGAGGGCGAGCCAUGCUUCCCGUCAAGUGGAUGCCCCCAGAGGCAUUCCUGGAAGGCAUCUUCACCUCCAAGACUGACACCUGGUCCUUUGGAGUGUUGCUGUGGGAGAUCUUCUCCUUGGGCUACAUGCCUUAUCCUUGCAAAACCAACCAGGAAGUACUAGAAUUUGUCACCAGUGGUGGACGAAUGGAUCCCCCAAAGAACUGCCCAGGGCCUGUUUAUCGGAUUAUGACACAGUGUUGGCAGCACAGCCCUGAAUAUCGACCCAAUUUCUCUACCAUUCUGGAAAGAAUAAAGUACUGCACACAGGACCCUGAUGUGAUCAAUACAGAGCUGCCCAUUGAAUGCAGCCCAACACCAGAUGAUGAAGGAAGCACUGUACUGCAUCCAAAUAGUUCCACUGGCAUGGUUCCUUUCCUGGGGAACCCUACCUGUGCACCUCAGACAAACCCCAGAACACUGGAAGACCAUAAUUCAGGGAACAAAUAUGGGCAAUGUCCACAAGAGUUGCUAGUUGAGAACCUUGGUAACUGGAUAGGCAGAGGACCGAGCCUGCCUGUCACCAGUGAUUCCAGCAGUGAGGUUUGGGCUCAGUCAACCAUAGACCCAAAACUGGAUUCCACAAGUCAGCCAAAGCAGAAGUUGAAGAACAAAACCAAAAACCUUUGGAAUCCAACAUAUGGGUCCUGGGUCUUGGAGAACACUUGCCAACCUGGUCCUAGUUCCAAACUCAAUUCAACACAGGAACGAGAAGAUUCCGGGUUUGAUGGGAACUGCAGUUCUUCUCCUAGUUCUCGAGCAUCACCUUCAUCUCCAAGCCAGAACCAUUCACCUCAUAUUGAUAUUGGUGGGAUUGAACUGGUGAAGCUACAGAAUUUUCCCUGUGGCAAUGUGAAUUAUGCUUAUGAUGACCUCUGCUAUGAAGCAAAUAGGCCUUCACCUUUGGCAGCAGAGUCAGCCAUGGUUUUGAGGAGUGCCAGUCUGCAUAGAGACGGCACACUUUUCUCAAAGCCAGAGAAAACCUCAAGAGAGAGAGAUUCUGGCCUCUCCUUGUCUGAUGAUCUGAGCGUCACACCUGUGUAAUAGGGGACACUCUUCCAAAGAGUCAGGCCUUCGCUCUGGGAGUGAUUAUGUCUGGAACAGCAAUGAAAAUGCCUGUUUUUUGUUGUCUCUCCCCUUCCUUCAUUCCAACUGUUCCUCCCACACUCCACAUUUAAGAAACAAAUGGAUUAAUGUUGUUUUGCUCUAGCUGCCAGCACUAUGACUACCCAAUGAAGUAUUUCAAAAUUAUAAAAGUUGAUCCAACCUAUUAAGCUAUUGUUUGUAGUUACAGGAUGUAAUUAGGUCCUUGCUAAUGGUCUAUGGAGGCAGUCACAACCAGUCACCUCCAGUGAAAAAUUAUCCCUACCACAAGAGGUCAGAACUGGCAAAACCAUGAGUUACUGCUAUAGCCCAAUGGUCUGUAAAAUAUUGUACUUCCAGGUGAUUAUUAAGUCUGAUUUAGUGAAUAAGAUAAAAAUAAACUGGGUUUGCAUUGGAUACAAUGACUGAAAGCUAUAGGUACAACAAGGAAUGACCAAUAUUUUCACAAUGGAAGAUCCAAAGUUUGAGGAAUGCAUAUAAAAUAUUUGUGUUCUUCAGAAAAAGCAUUAAAACGUAGGAAACUAAAGUGUCUUUAUUUUAAGAGGAAAGUGGAAUUGAUAUCAUCUUGUUUCCAUUACUGAAUGCUGCUUUGCACCACAAUCUAGUUCAUUUUUAAAAGUCUGGCCCUGGAGGUCUCGGGAAUACCCUUUGAUGCAUUGCAUAGAGUAAACAGGAUUUUUUUUCUUUUAAUAAAUUUACAAGGAACUCUGGGUUUGUUUGUGUUUUAAAAAAGCACUGUUCAAUAGUAGUAAUUCACACUCUUGUAGUAAUUGUUUGAUAAACUGAACAUUCAGGAUAUAUAUUCAGGAAUUUAACAUUCAGGAAUUUAAACUUAUAUAUAUUUAAAUUCAAAGCUCUUCUAAGGUGAAAUAUGAUAAAGACCAUUAUUUGAGGCAAGGCCACCAAGAAACAUUUUUAUUCUUUGUAGGUGUCAUCUGACAUCUUUAAAAAGGCUGGUAAUUGUAUUUGUGUUACUAACAAAUGUCUGCUAAUCAUGUCUAGCAGAUAUCUACUACUUACUUUUAGCAUGCCAAGCUUCAGAGUAGAUGGAUGAAAGGAUACCAGGAAACCAUCACUAUCUACUUCAGCACAUUGUGGGGUAAGGCUGGUGGUAGAAAAACAACAAAGCUUUCCCAUUUUUCUAAAAAGAAUUACAAAUGACUUCUUUACACUACCAGGUCUUUCUGCAGAUGGAAACCUGUUUGAGUUUUUAGAUGUUUACAUCAGCAGAUUGUUUAGCUCAGUAGCCUCAGCAGUGCUUGUUCUAAAAGCAAAGAGAAGUGCCAUGUGUUAUCUUCAAGACUAACUCAUUUACCACAGCUUCUAUGUGUCUGAAGAAAUGGACUGUAGCCCAAAAGAGUUUCUGUUGAAAUAAUUUGGUUGGUCUUAAAGGUGCCACAAGAUACCUUCCCUUUUUCUGUACUGAAAGAUGUUAAGAUGGCUAAUUCUGAAAAUAAACAAUAUAGAGGAUAUACCACAUCUGUAGAAAAAGAAGAACAAGAAGAAGAAGAAGAAGAAGAACUUACAGUAAGAAUCAUAUUCACAUAGAAAAGUACACACCAUUAUUACAAAAUGAAACUAUGAAGUUGUGAAAGUCUUUGCAAGUUUUGCUGCAAUAUUUUAUCUCCCCCCCCCCCCCCAAGCUUAGAAUUCCUAUUCAUGCAGUCAACACAUAGAAGCGGGUAUUUUAUAUCCCUAACAGAGUCAUAUUAUUAUCUCACUUCACCAGAAUAUACUUUUGACCAACUCAAUUUUCCUUCUCACACACCCAUUGACCCAAACAUUAGACCAUUUGGUUACACUCUUGAGUACAUUUAGGACACAGGUCUACAGUCCCUGGAAAGGUAUGCUAUUGUGAGUUCUCCCACCCAGCAGAUCUGUAAGCAAAACAUAUCUUGCACCACACAACCCUUCUCACUCUAAACAUGGAACCUCCACCACCUUUGCUAAGGGUGUGCCAAUGAUGAAAACAGCAAAAAGGAGGAGGAGUAUGUCCUGGACAUAGAGGGGUUUUAAAUGGGUCAGGUACCAAACCUUCACCUUUCUGCAACACAUAUUUUUAUUGGUGAUGGAGAAACACCUGACCUUGGAACCAAUGCGAGAGAUCCCACUCCCAUGUUCUACUACUGUGAGCUAACCAGUUUUGGAUUUAGUUUUCCACCUUAGAGCUCUUUCUGCCCUUCUAGAAUUGCCCUGAAAACAAAAUCCACUGGAAUCCUAAGGAUUGAACUUUAGUACUACAGGCCUCUUAUGACAGGAAUGUGACAGAUUUUCAAGUCAAGAGUUUUUAAAAACUUUGUUGAACCAAUUUUGUAUGAACUGCUCUACAACUACCAAAACAGGGAAUUUUUACGUUGUGUUCCAAUUGUUCUCUCAUGAGUCGUUUCUAAUCAUUGCAUUGAGUUAAGAUUAUUUGUUUCAGACUGCUUUAUGGUUUAGUCUAAAGUAUAAAUAUGCAUACUUGUAUUUAUGUACCAUUGUCACUGUGCAGAUGUAAAGAUCUUCCACCACUUCACUGACACACUUAGAGAGCAUUGACUCAGGUCCAAAUAUAACAAAAGAAUCAAAUAGGAUCACAGUCACAUAUUGGUUCAGGAUGAAGCUGAAAUGAUACUGACCACUAGUCAAGUUGUGGGCACUCUUGAACCUCAUCUUCACCACCUUGCCUCUCUUAGUGAUGCUGAAUUAAUAAAAAUCAUUUCCCAAUGUAAGUUAUUUAAGAUACAGCCCUGGCUAAUAGUUCCCCAUAUUUUCAUAUUAUAGCUGUGUAAUCUAAGUUGAUUGCUUUUGUAAAACACAUUUUAGAAUGGAGGCUUGAUAGCAAAAUGUAUACAAUAAUAUGGAGUUUGAAUUUUUGGGCUUCCCUUGAUGCAUUUCCUUCUAACAACUUGAUUACCACAGCAUCCCUGCAAGUCAUUUUCUUUCCUCCCAAUCUUCCUUCUUUUUUAUGCCCUAUGUCUUUCUCUAGAAGUGUGCUUUAUAUGGACAUCUUGAAUCCAUCACAUCUUUGGCUGGUCUUCUACUUUAAAAAAAACGUUCUAUUUGAUGUGAUCCACCCAUUUACUUUUAAAUCCUUUCUGCAACAGCACAGAGAAACCAUACACCUCAUGAUAAAACUAAGCGAUCUCAGCAUCUUCACCAUUUUUGUACUUACAUGAAUUGCUUUCAAGCGGCACUUACCUCUAACAAUGGCAAUAGUGGUUGCCAUCUUGCCCUUUGGGAUCACUGUUCCGUUUGUGAAUAAUAAGUCUGCUUCUAUGCAAUGUCAAUCCAGACAAGAUGUAUACUUCUAUAUUUGCAAUGCUGAAAUAAACACAUCCUAACAAGC
Messenger RNA from Anolis carolinensis (green anole), 7858 nucleotides. It is a transcript of the gene ltk, whose product is annotated as leukocyte receptor tyrosine kinase. Gene Ontology annotation, molecular function: transmembrane receptor protein tyrosine kinase activity; ATP binding. The record is from RefSeq and is a predicted model, not a curated record. Gene Ontology annotation, cellular component: plasma membrane; signaling receptor complex. The coding region runs from base 103 to 4470 and encodes 1455 amino acids. NCBI's taxonomy places the organism in Eukaryota, Metazoa, Chordata, Lepidosauria, Squamata, Anolidae. The transcript has 29 exons. Gene Ontology annotation, biological process: cell surface receptor protein tyrosine kinase signaling pathway; protein phosphorylation; positive regulation of kinase activity.